AGUUUGACCCGCACACUCGUUGCAAUUGGUUGUGUCGUACUGACGAUAAAGUUUACGUACGACGUUACAAACGUUAUUCUAUUUUCUCGGUGGACGGGAAAAUUUAGUAUCUGAUAACAGAAAACGAUAAGCAAUAGUCAAUUAACUCUAAUUAGUUAAUUAAUUAGCGACGAUUAUAUUAACUCGUCUGUUAAAGUGUUUUUGAAGCACGUGUUUUCUUCUCCAUGCUUGGCAAAGGGAAAAAAGAAAUCUUUGCUAAUGAUUCAUAUUUAAAUACUAAUUCAGACAGUGAAAAUCGUUAAAUAAACUUUUAAGUAAGGGUUAAUAAGAGAUAAAAAAAAUUGAAAGAACCUCUUUGCUUUUUAAAGCAAGCAUAGUGACGGCAAAAAAUUCGACUGCGUAAAACUAGAAAAGAGACGAAUCAGUGGCUUGAAAGAGGCACUGCGUGAAAAUGGAUCUCGGAGAGGAGGAAAAUAACGAAAUUGUUGGAGCACAGCACUCACAUCAUCUGCACUACAUCAACUAUGGAAAACACGAUUCCAACGGUAGCGGAAGGGGUGGAAUUCGUGGAAGUGGAGGCGGUGGUGGUAACGAUGGAAGCGAAAGAAGAAUGGUAGACAUUACAAGGGAUAAACCGAUUAAAGUUGCCGUUAGAGUACAAGUUCCCGUUCGCGAUCACCCGAAGUUUAACUUCGUGGGAAAACUAUUGGGACCAAAGGGAAAUUCCCUAAAGCGAUUGCAGGAAGAUACGAUGUGCAAAAUGGCAGUACUUGGACGUGGAUCCAUGAAAGAUCGACAAAAGGAAGAGGAACUUCGAGUAAGCGGAGACCCAAAAUUUUCUCAUUUAAUGGAAGACCUACAUGUUGAGAUUUCAGCGUAUGCUACACCUGCAGAAGCUCAUGCAAGAAUUGCAUAUGCAUUAGCAGAAGUGCGCCGAUUUUUAGUUCCGGAUUACAACGAUGAUAUUAGACAGGAGCAAAUGUGGGAGAUGCAAAUCUUGAAUACCCAAAAUCGUGAGGGGUCUCAAGCAGUAGAAGCUCCAUUAAGUCCCGCAUCAAGUUUAGAUGCUGCAGGUUCACCAACUGCAGCCACUACAGCAAACUCAAUUGAUGGACAAGACGACACUCCUAGCAGGCCAACACCUUCACCACCACAUCCAGCAGCACUUAAAACCCAAGGAACGGUGUUGCCGGCUGCAACUUCCACUCUAGGUGGACGAAAGCGACCUUUACUUCCAGGUGGGAGACCCGCGAUGUCGCCUACAAAAAGAACUGUAAUGUCUCUUCUAGCUAGAGCUCGUGCAGCGCAAAACAAAGAACCACUUCAGACAACAGCUUCCAUCAUCGCCGCGACUCAUCCGCAGCCAACUGCACCUUUAAUACAAGCUACCCUUCAACUUCCAACAGGAGGCCUACAACCUACAAACCCAACUUCCCAAAUAAGUAAUGUUGGUAAUCCUCAGGUUUCUCAAUUGCAACUUGCACCUCAAUCAAUUCCUCCACACACUGCUGUUACACAACGACAACCUAUUCUACAAUCUCAUACACAACAUCAGGUUUUGUCACCAGCUAUUCACGGAUUAUUACAUACACAGAGAGCAGCUGCAGGGGCGACAGUGGUUCCAAUUCUUCGUGAGGACUUUAUGGCUGGAAUAAAUCAACACCAGGUUCAGAAUGUUCAUAUAGCGUGAAGAAAUGGUUAUAUCUACAAAACGAAAAAUGAAGAAAAUAGCUAAUUGUUUAUGAAUAUGUUUAUAUAAAGAAACUUACGUAUUAAGUUUAACAGUUCUAUCAACGUUAAAAUUUUUUAAUUUAAUCAUUAGAUAUAAAAUAGCGAAUAAAUUGAAGUGAGGGAAAAUUUAUUUCUAUUAAGAAUCAACAUUCGCUAUAGUAUUUAUUAACUUUGUUAUUUAUUUAUUGUUUUUUAGUUCUAAUUUAUUUUUGUAAAAACAAGAAAUUUUUAUGUAGUUUCAUAGAAGAAUAAUUACGGACUUUUUUAAAGGGUAAAAUUAUUUAAUUUAAGUUAUUUAAUAAUUUAUUACAAUAUAAUUAAUUAAUUGAAUAACAAUCAUAAUAAUAAACUUAACAAUUUUACCUUUAACAAGAAAUUGCACGAUAUUAUAAUGAAUCUUUGAAGCAUUGACACUAAUUUCUUUCGAUCUAUAACGAUUGUCGAAUCUUUCUAUAAGUUUAAUCCUAUUUUCCAAAAAAUUUCGCAAUUAAAACAACUUACAUAUAUGAUCAUAAAAAAAUAUGUAUAAAAUUUAAAUACGAAUUCCGUCAUUGUUUUGAAUCAAUUCAACAUACAAGGAGAAUUUUAUUCUUGAGAUACACUAAUGUAAAAACAUUAAUUUUACUAACUAACAAUCUUUUUAAUAUGUACAACGAAAUUAUAACAAGAGUAAUAUACUUAUAUAAAAAACAAAAACUCUAGGCAACAAGAAAUAUAACAGCUUAUAUGUAUAUAAUUAAUAUAUAAGCUUAUAUGUCUAAAUACAUUUAAAAGUUUGUUUAUCUACACGACUAUACGACCAUUGACUGACUUUUAAACUAAAUUCUUAGUUAUUAACCAAAACAAUUAUUGUUAAAUAGUAAAUUUAUUAUUAGGUAUGUAAUACCUAAUGCUUUAUUUUUUAUAGUUGAGUUAUUCAAUAAUUUUUAUAGAAAAAGAAAUAUGGAGAAGUUAGAAAAAAUUAAAUACUAUUUCUUUGUUUCAUAAAAUAAAAUACUAUAAAUACUGCGAGAAAUAAAUAUUGUAAAUUUAUGCAUUUUAUUGCUUCAUUUUCAGUGCGCGGCUAUCACGAAUUCAAGAAAAAACUAUAGCACCCUUUUUUAUUUCUGGUUGUUUGAUGUAUUAGAGACACUGCACUUAUAUAAAAAAUUACCUGUGAAAAAGAAGGGUUGGGUAAAAUAUCUUACAUUCAAAUUAAAGCGCCGCCACUAUAAUCCUAAAAACUGAUGUUGAAGAAAUUAAUCUGCUUUUCUCAUUUUGUAAACUGGACUAACUUCUGAGAUUUUUUACAUGUUGAAUUAAAAGAAACUAGAUUAAAAAAAUACUAUAAAAUAUAUUGUAACAAAAAUUCUAAAUAUAAUAACAUACAAUUUAAAGGUAGAUACAAAAAAUAUUGUUGAUAAGAGAUUUAUUUAUUUUAGAUAUUUAACGGUUCAAUAAUUUAUUAGACCAUUAAAGGCCUAAAAUAAAUAAACCUCUUAUCAACAAUAUUCGUCGGUACGCAAUGUAACCUAAUAUCAAAAAACUAUUUCGUUUUAAAUAAAAUAAUAACUAAAUAAUAAUAUCUAAAUGAAACCGAUCGAUUUAUUAUCAGAUGUUCAAACAUUUAGUAUAUUAUAAUAGAUUAAGUAAAUAAAACCAACAUUAGUUAAAGGAAAGUAAUAAAAAAAAUUGUCAUUAUAAAUUAAGACUCAAUAAAGCAUACUAGACUGGUAUUUUUAAACUCAUGAUCAAUUUGAUCUCAGAAACCAUUACAAUUAAUUAUAAUUUGUGACGUGCUUUGCUCAAAUUAAAUGAAAAUGUGUCCCUUUACAACGAAAACAAAAAAUUAUCAUAAGGAAACAUUCAAUUUUUUAAUAAAAAUGUUUCAUCUAGGCGACAAUUAAUUUUAUAAAUUAUGAAUUUAAUUUUGUUGCAAACACUGACAUUUCCAAUCACUUGAUCCAAUCAUUUUUUUCACACCAUAUACAAUUCUAAACUUUUCUCUAGCACAUAUCAUCAAGAUAAAACAACAUAAUUAAUUCCUUAUACUUUACACCAUCCAGUACCAUCCCGUUUCUUAUCUUUUAUCCAUUACUUUUUAUGGGAUGUCGUACAAAAUCCCACUGGGACAAUUAUUUCUUUACGAAGAACCAAAAACAAAGUGAAACGAAAGGGUAACCUACAUUAUAGCAUUUGUCAGAUCACUGGAUCAAAUGAAAUCACUAUUCUAAUAUUUUUUACUAGUAAUAAUAUUUUGUAAAGAUUUCAAUCAUUAAAAUAUAUUAAUUUAAAGACGAA
This is a messenger RNA of Leptopilina boulardi, 4011 nucleotides long. Its product is annotated as KH domain-containing, RNA-binding, signal transduction-associated protein 3. Gene Ontology annotation, molecular function: mRNA binding. Gene Ontology annotation, cellular component: nucleus. The transcript has 8 exons. The record is from RefSeq and is a predicted model, not a curated record. Lineage: Eukaryota; Metazoa; Arthropoda; Insecta; Hymenoptera; Figitidae. Gene Ontology annotation, biological process: regulation of alternative mRNA splicing, via spliceosome. Bases 452 to 1690 code for a protein of 412 amino acids.